CUCGUUCUCGUUUUCACGGCAAAACUCUACUGAGGAAAAACAAAGCAGCGUCGGUUUUUGUGUCUUCUAAAACCGUAAACAGGGCGAGUUCGAUACUUCGUUUGCUACAGAGUUGUAUCACAUUCAGAAGGGCAUCAUAACUUAGGCAGAGUUCUGUACAGGUUUCUGGACUUGGGUUGGCUCCAUAAUCCACAGGACUUUCUUGGGGGUCAGUCAGAUCUGGAAAACUGAAAGGAAGAGUCUUUAGCUAGCCUAGAAGAACCAGAGAGCAAUGAAAAAGGUGAAGCCUUGCAGAAGAAACAGCUCGUUCUCUGCUUGAAGAAGUGUUCUGUAUUUUGUUUUUGGUAAAAGAAAAAAAUGAAAGGUCUUUGCAUUGUGCAUUGGCUUUUCUUGCUGGGUUUGGUUUUCUGGAUUCAUGGAAAUGCAGACCCAGUUGAAGAUAAGCAAGCAUUGCUUGACUUUGUGAACAACCACCCCCACUCUCGCUCUCUCAAUUGGGAUAGCAACACUCCUGUCUGUGACCGCUGGACUGGAGUUACUUGCAGUGCAGAUAAGGCCCACGUCAUAGCCGUCAGAUUGCCCGGAAUCGGAUUGAUCGGCCCGAUACCUCCCAAUACUCUGAGCAGAGUUUCAGAGCUUCAGAUUCUGAGCCUUAGAUCCAAUGUGAUUAAUGGGCAGUUCCCUUCUGAUUUCUCCAAUCUAAAGAACUUGUCCUUCUUGUAUGUCCAGUUCAACAACUUCUCUGGGCCAUUGCCUGACUUCUCUGCUUGGAAGAACCUCACCAUAGUUAAUCUGGCCAGCAAUCAUUUCAAUGGCAGCAUUCCUGAGUCGAUUUCCAAUCUGACUCAACUUUCGGCUUUGAAUCUUGCCAACAACUCGCUUUCGGGUGAAAUUCCUGAUCUUGAGGUGCCUAGGCUGCAGCAGCUGAGUUUGGCCAACAAUAAUCUGAGUGGGAGUGUGCCGAAAUCGUUACAGAGGUUUUCAAGGGCAGUGUUUGAGGGUAACAGCAACCUUUCUUUCGCUAAUUUUCCAGCUGAAGUUCCUCCUGUUGUUCCACCCUCUCAGAAAUCUAGGAAUGGUGGGAAGCUUUGUGAGACUGCAUUGCGGGCAAUCAUUAUUGCUGCUGCUGUUUUGGGCGUUGUGGCGUUUGCAGCUCUGAUACUUGUCGUCUGCUUAAGAAGGAAAAGGGAGGCUGGGGUUUCCGGGAAGUUGCAGAAGGGGGACAUGUCCCCAGAGAAGAUGAUUUCAAGGAAUCAGGAUGCGAAUAAUAGGCUGGUUUUCUUUGAGGGUUGUCAUUAUGCAUUUGAUCUGGAGGAUUUGUUGAGGGCUUCAGCUGAAAUACUCGGAAAGGGGACAUUUGGUACAGCUUAUAAGGCAAUAUUGGAGGAUGGAACGGUUGUGGUGGUGAAGAGGUUGAAGGAUGUAAAUGUGGGGAAGAAGGACUUUGAGCAGCAUAUGGAGAUUGUUGGCAAUAUCAAGCAUGAAAAUGUGGUUGAACUCAAGGCGUACUAUUAUUCCAAAGAUGAGAAGCUAAUGGUAUAUGACUACCACGCUCAGGGGAGCUUCUCAGCUAUGUUACACGGUAGAAGAGGAGAAGAUAGAAUCCCUCUAGAUUGGGAUACACGACUAAGAAUAGCUAUUGGAGCUGCCAGAGGAAUCGCUCAUAUACAUACAGAGAAUGGUGGGAAGCUUGUCCAUGGAAACGUAAAAGCCUCAAACAUCUUUCUCAAUACAGGACAUUAUGGCUGUGUUUCUGAUAUUGGCCUGACAACUAUAAUGAGUUCACUGACUCCACCUGUCUCCCGUGCUGCUGGUUAUCGAGCUCCAGAAGUGACAGACACCCGGAAAGCAGCACAGCCUGCUGAUGUCUACAGCUUUGGGGUUGUGCUGCUUGAACUCCUCACCGGAAAAUCCCCCAUUCAUACUACUGCAGGUGAUGAGAUGGUCCACUUGGUCAGGUGGGUUCAUUCAGUUGUUCGUGAGGAGUGGACAGCAGAAGUAUUUGACUUAGAACUGAUGAGGUAUCCAGGCAUAGAGGAAGAAAUGGUGGAGAUGUUGCAGAUAGCUAUGUCCUGUGUGGUAAGGAUGCCGGAUCAGAGACCUAAGAUGCCGGAUGUAGUGAAGAUGAUCGAAAAUGUGCGGCGGAUGGAUAAUGACAAUCGUGCAUCAUCUGGAAACAGAUCAGAAAGCUCAACACCCCUCGCAUCAACACCACCUCCAGUAGUUGGAACACCACAAUCAGCCUCACAAGAGUGAGCUAUUUGGCAUUUUUCUCGUCUGGUCAUGAAGUUACAUUUUAUCUCAAAAUGUCUUUGCUCCAGUUGAUGAACAAGUUUGUGAUAUUUUUUUUGUCUUUUAAAAUUAAUCAACUUAAUUGAUUCCAUUCAGGGUAGAGUUAGGACACUUUUAUCAAUGUAUUAGUGAUUAUUCAUGGUCAAAUGGCAUUAUCUUUUGGUGC
Molecule: messenger RNA, 2458 nt
Organism: Argentina anserina (silverweed cinquefoil)
Lineage: Eukaryota; Viridiplantae; Streptophyta; Magnoliopsida; Rosales; Rosaceae
Product: probable inactive receptor kinase At4g23740
Exons: 4
Coding region: 358-2256 (632 amino acids)
Biological process (GO): protein phosphorylation
Molecular function (GO): protein kinase activity; protein binding; ATP binding
Source: RefSeq, a predicted model, not a curated record